AAACACACCCACCCAUGACUUUGCUUAUAGGACUACAUUCCUUUCCUUUCAGAAAUGCUAGCAUGCUGGUGUCUGCUCCACAGAUUCUACUUCCCAGACAGGUAACCUCGUGGUUCAAAAUGACUGCUGGGAAUAUACCCAUCUCAUCCCUUCCAGGCAAGACGUAUGAGAAGGGCAGUGAGUGACUGAAAGGUGUGUGUUCUAUAAAGACAGCCUCCUUUACAGGUACUCAGUUUCUGUGGCCCUCUCUGGAACCUCUCUGGGCCCAUCCUUGUCAGCAGACCUUUCCCAGUGUAACUCACCCACAUUGCUGUUCCUGGGAAGAUGAGGGAAGGGAACAAUGCUUUAUUCUAACAUGGAAGAAGGACAAGAAACUUUCUUAUCCUUCUGAGACAGAAACUGCUGGCUCAAUGACCUACUACAGAGUCUUUACAGCUGAAGGUCCCUCUCCUCUGAGAUGGACAGUACCACCUAGCAGUAUGCUUGCCCAGGCAACAUGAACCAGGUCAAAAGUAACCGAGAACUGUUCCUACAAUACUCAGCCACAGCCCCCAAACUGCUGGCCCACGUCUCCAAACUUCUCAUUUUCUGCCGAAACUCAGGCAUUACCAUCCCAAAAGGCAUCAGGAAUAUCUUUGAGUUCACCUGGGAGGAACUCAUCUGUGACCCUGCAGUGCCCACCCCAUCUGAGAUCCAGGAUCUGGUGAUCAGCUUUGGAACUCCUACAGUGGUGCUUGCAGAGGUGAUCCCAGUGCAGGUCCCCUUGCAGAAGAAGCCACCCCCACCACCCCCACCACCACCAGUACCGCUGACAACCCCCAGUGGGGGCAAGCACUCGACCACCACUCCUGCCUCUACUCGAUUGGUGCCCACUGGUCAAGAUACCCUGCACAAGUUCCAGCGGCAAUCCAUCCACCUGCUGACAGAGCUGCUUUCCCUGAAGAUGAAGGCCAUGGUGGAGUCUGCCUCUGCAGGCGCUAAUCCUCUGGACAUCACCAAGCGCUUUGUGGAGGCCAGCCAGCUUCUCCAUCUCAAUGCCAAGGAGAUGUCCUUUGACUGCCUGAUUGGCACUGUCGGAAAAAGCUGCUUUAGUUCAGCACAGCUGGGGAAAGACUCCCCCAUGAACAUCUCUGCCAUGGGAGUGAACACUCCCUAUCAGCUGGUCUACCAGAAUUCCACAGCCUGUCUGAGCUUCUCCCUCUCCACAGGAAAGGAAGGCAAGAAGAAAGACACUGGAGGCAAAAAGGCUACAGAUGAGCUCACGCCCCCACUCCCACUCCCACGAGUCCGAACCCCUCCUGAAAGCACUGUCGUUGAGUUCCAGGACCCCUGCCCUGAGGCCCGGGAAAAGCUGCAGGAUAUGUGUCGUCACAUAGAAGCCGAAAGGAUCUUGUGGAAAGGGAGGAAUGUCUCCUGUCCCAUGAUUUUACGCAACUACAGGGCAAAGAUACCCUCUCAUUUAAUGUUGACCUCCAAGGGGGACCCUCACCAACCUCCCACUGCGGGGACUCAGGUUACUGCUUCCACUCUUAACCAGCCUUCCAGCCACCAUGCUCAUAUGGGUCGCCAUUCUCAAGAGUGGAAGGGGCCCAAGAAGCCAAUCAAGCUGCAUUACACUUUCUAUGAUGGCUCUUCCUUCAUUUACUAUCCCUCUGGAAACAUUGCCAUGCUUCAGAUUCCCACGUGCUGCAGAGGGAAACCCAUCACCUGCCUCUUUAAUGACACGCCUAACACCUUCCUGGCUCUGUUCAAUGCUGAUGGCCAAGGCUGUGUUUACUACAACCUAAAGAACUGCUGUCCAUAUGUCUUGGUUUUGGAUGAGGAAGGUGGAAUCACAAAUGACCAAAAGGGCUGCAUAGUCCAUAAGUGGAGCUGGGCUAACAAGACUGAGACAUUACUCUCUCUGGAAUACAAGGUGAAUGAACAAAUGAAGCUAACAGUCUUGGGGCCGGACUCCAUCACUGUCACCUUCACCUCCAUGAAUGAGACGGUAACACUCAGUGUGUCGCCCAAAAGCUGUCCCCAUGGCAUAGUGCAUGACAAACGGCCAGUUCGCAGAAUCAGUACCUUGGAUGAAAAGAUGUUAAAGAUAAACAGAGCCCUGGUUGAGAUCAAGAAGCGGUUUCAGAAGACUGUGACUCAGUUUAUGAACGCUGUGUUGCUGGCAGCAGGUCUGUUUACCAUAGAAUAUCCCACCGUGAAGGAAGACACAGAAGCUAGUCGUGUCAAGUUGAAAUCUGGGUCUUACCCUGAUCGGAGCCGUAAGUCAAGUUUAUACCAAGGAGAAACCGUUGUACGAUCCCAGUCAGCCCGACCAGAUUCCUUAAUUGAAGACACAUUGAAGGAAGAGUCUAUACAAACACCCUUGAUCCCUGUUCGAAAGAAGAGUAACAAAGUCCAGGCCAGAGUCACACCAAGAGGGAAGCCGGGAGAAGUACGUAGUCCCACCAGAUGGGCCGCCUCACCCUAUGACUGCCCACUGGUGCUGCGGAGGCUCAUUCGCAAGGAAGACAUUCGGGCUGGCUGCAAGUGUAUUGUGAAGGCACCCCUGGUGUCUGACUUGGAACUAGAGCGCUUCCUGUCUGCACCCCGAGACCCCAACCAAGUGCUGGUAUUCGGAAUAAUGUCAAGCCAGAAUCCCAACAAUACUGCACAGUUGCAAUGGCUGCUGGACACACUGUAUAGCCUUCGGCAGCAGGGCCGUUCGUCACCCUGCACCCAGUGCCGGCUUGAUCCUUAUCGUCUGCUGCGGUAUGACAUAGACAGCCCCCUGCAGAAGGAUCCACCCCUAAUGGUGAAGAAGUUUGCUGUGGUGCACGGGAUGGUUUUGAUGUUUGCUGGGGGGAAGCUCCUUUUUGGGGGCUGUCUCCUAAAUGGCUAUGGCUUCAGUAAGCAGAAUCUACUGAAACAGAUCUUCCGGGCUCGACAGGAUUGCAAGAUGGGCUACUUCUUGCCAGACAACUACAAAUUCAACGUGCCAACCUAUACCACAAGCCUGGAAGAUUCUGAGUCAUCUAAAAGACCCCCAUCUGAAGAUUUCGAAGGAAGUGUCUCUUCGUUGGCGCUUGGGGACAAAAUGGAAAAAACCCCUUCUACCCCCCCUGACAAGUUGAAACAGCCUGAAGAAGAACUGCUGCAGCCUUUCAUCAAGAAUAGGAGGAGCAGUAAGAAGAUAAGUAGCUGGAAAAAGUCUAAGAAGUGAUACUGGAAGGACCAGCGAUGCCCUCCCUACACCCAGUCCUACUUCCUGGUCUCCCACCACCCUUCAAUAAAUGUGUAUGCCUCCAGCAUCUGGGUGAGGCAGUGGUGGGUGGGAAAGGCCCAGCUUUGACUCCAAGAAGGCCCGAGGCCUCCCCAACUAGUUUCAGGCCGUGUUCUUGGAAACUUGCUACCUCCAACUCAGAGCUUCCUCUGUGUCCAGGAGUAAGCCUGAAUCUGCCAUUCUGGUGAACAAAGGUCUCGUGGUCCAGGGCCUGCCUGCUCAACCACUCAGCAACCCUGGGGAGUCUCAGAAGGGUCUGGAUGGUGUAUCUCACCCUCUGUCAAGUGGGAAAGACUUCUGGUAGAAAGAAGAUGAGAAAGAAGAGGGACACGGAAACGGAAAAGAGACUGAGGGAGUGGUGAAAAAAAAUGAGGAAGCAGGCAGGAAUGAGAAGGAAGGAGGGGCAGAAAGGGACGACGAAGAAAGUGAGAGACAAAGCUGAAGAGGAGGAGUGGGCCGAAGGCCAGAGUCCAGCAGACACCUUGCAGGCUCUCAUCACCAUUUAGCUCAGCAAUAGAACACAUGGCUGGACUAGAUUCUCCUUUUUCUGAGUGCAUGGGCCUGGGAUAUCCUUACCAACAUCCAGGGGCCCAGGCAACUGUCUUCUGGGGUGAUACUUUGUCCUUACCUCUGAGAGAGCUGGAUCUCUCACCGCUGUGUAGUUGGUAAGAGCUGUGUUCCCAUAGCAAGGAGUGUGGAGGGUCUGCCUUGGCCUUUGUGCCUAGAGUAGUCUAGGUCCCAAACAGGCAGUAAUCAUUUGUGUUUCUUGCUUUUUCAAUCUGAAUUUGCCACAGCUUAGUAUUUUGUUUGUUUUUUUUUUUUCAUUUUGUUUUGUAGCUUUCAAAGACAUUUUUUGAGUCAUGUGUUUCUUCCCCUAGAAGUGUAUUUGAAGUGGCCUGCCCUGUUCUUAAGUUGCAUAUGUUGAUAUUUUCAGGCCUUGAGGUUUGUUACGGGGUUUAGAGCUCUAAGCAUCCCCCCAUCCUUCCCCUCCAAACACAAAGACAGAUAAAAGAAAGAAGACAAGGGGCAAAAGUUCUGUUCUAUCCUCACAUCCUCCAGCCUGAUGAAGGUCAGAACCAAGGCCUCUGCUUAGGAUAGAGUCUGCAAUGAAGCCUCUGACCUGUGCCUCUCUGACCUUCAGGCUGUAUGCUCUGCUGUGCUCAAGCGAAUAUGCUAAGCAGUCAGUGCUGUGCGCACAGGAACAGAGGCAGGGCAGGUCCUGGUCCUCUGCAGUGUCCUCAGCAGGGUGCUCAUCACCCUGGAGGGCUGCCUAUGAACAGGACCACCUCCCACUAGCAGAGCAGGCAGUGAAUGUCCAGGGCAGCACCAUCAGAUCACUCCUGGAGGAGCAGGAUAAGGAGGAGGAGGAGGAGGACAAGAAGGAGGAAAUCCUUCCCCAUGGAAAUGACAGGAGAGAGAGGUAGGCUUUCUUCCACAAUGGCUUGCACAAAGCAGGCUGCUAGGUGUCUGAGCUGUAAACUCUGUUGAUUAGAGCAGGGCUUCUUAAACUUUUCUCACUUAGUACAAGAAA
Molecule: messenger RNA, 4793 nt
Organism: Microtus oregoni (creeping vole)
Lineage: Eukaryota; Metazoa; Chordata; Mammalia; Rodentia; Cricetidae
Gene: Fam194c
Product: chromosome unknown C3orf20 homolog
Exons: 19
Coding region: 497-3202 (901 amino acids)
Source: RefSeq, a predicted model, not a curated record